Hippocampus comes (tiger tail seahorse) is the source of this 3355-nucleotide messenger RNA. RefSeq names its product suppressor of cytokine signaling 7 (gene socs7). Gene Ontology annotation, molecular function: 1-phosphatidylinositol-3-kinase regulator activity. Gene Ontology annotation, biological process: phosphatidylinositol phosphate biosynthetic process; intracellular signal transduction. The transcript has 9 exons. Lineage: Eukaryota; Metazoa; Chordata; Actinopteri; Syngnathiformes; Syngnathidae. Bases 357 to 2516 code for a protein of 719 amino acids. The record is from RefSeq and is a predicted model, not a curated record. Gene Ontology annotation, cellular component: phosphatidylinositol 3-kinase complex.
AGUGAUGCUGAGCGAGCGGGCGGGGCCCGGAUGGAGAGCAAGGUGCUGGCGGUGGCGUUCAAUACCCGCCGCCCCGCGUUUUCCUGCCUGCUCGUCCGCCUGCUCCGUGUUCAGUGAGCGGGGACUCGACGAUGUCUGAGGCCGGCCUGCGCCCGCACGCCGCCGCGAGCCAGGCGCGGCCUCGCCGCGGAGGAUGAACGCGGCGGCUGACGUCGUCGUCGUCGUCGUCGUGGUCUCCUUUCGGCCUCUUGUCUGGCUCCGCCUCGACGGGAGCUCCGGCCCCGCUUCGACCGCUCGGCCUUCGUCUUGCGCCGCUUUCGCCGCCAUGUGACGCGCGGGCGCCAUCAGGAGCUAAAAUGACGAGCGACUUCGUGCUCAUGCGCCUGGUCUCCGCCGCCGAGGAGGACCGCCCCGAUGCCGACAGCGGCUCGGCGCCGCCCGGGGGGGUCGCGGUGGGCGGGCUGGCUCGCAAAGCGGCCCUGGAGCUCAGCCGAGACGCGGGCCUCGAGCGGAACAAAGCCCCGGCGACUCGCGGCGGCCCCGCCGCACCUGACGGCGACGGCCAAGCCCCGCCGCGUGCGGCUACGAGGCCGCAGAGCCCCGCGCAGGCCCCGGGAUGCGAGUUCGGCUCCGGUCUGCGGCCGCAGCUGCUGGUGUUCUCGGACCUCGUGCGCAAAGGGGACGGCAUCCUGGAACUGAACCAGCACGGGACUCCCCUGGGCUUGGACCUGCCGAUGCCGGACCCCAGGGCAGGUUGCUCCGAGCCCGCCCGCGGGAAUGGCACUCGGACCCCGGAAGAGGUCCGGCGACAGCUGCGGGAUCAAAUGGACGCAACCUGGGCGACGCGUCCUCCGGUCCCGCGGUCCACGGAGCAGCGAGGAUCCGCGGAAGUGCGCCGUGGACACCGACUCCUGGCCGGCCCGCCCCAGCUGCCCUCGCCGUCGGGGGGCUCCGCCCCGCCGGCCGUCAUCGACCCCAGAUGGGCGUGCGCCGGCCGUGACCGAGAGGGACCCGUGUUGAAGCUGGCCCGGAGGUUCGGCGAGCUGGGGGUCGGCGCCGUGCCAAAGAUGCUCCUCAAAGCGGGCGAGCUCCCGCGUUGCGCGUGUCAGGGGGCACACGCGCCGGGCGAGGAGCCCGCCGAUGACCCUGCCGUCACCAGCGACGCUCUGCUGGUUCUGGAAGGGCUCGGCAGCGACGACGUGGCCGGCCUGGGCCUGCAGGACCAGAGUCCGCACGACCGGGAGCCCAACCGACACUUUUUAGUCAGCGCCAAACCGGACCUCGGCGACAAAAUAAGUUAUUUCCGGGCGCAAGUGACGGUGGAGGAGGGGCUCUGCGGCGGGAGGUCCCCAGGGGUCGACCCGGAUCCGCAGGACUCCCCUCUGGUCCGCAGCCAGGCCUCCACCCCCCGCAGGAGGCCCGAGAGGUGCGCCGGCGCCCCGCGGAACCCCUGCGGGGGGGCCAAGACGCUGAGGGCGUCCGCCAAAUCCAAGAAGCGCUCGCUGAGGGUCCGCAUGAGCAGGUUGUUCCGUACCAAGAGCUGCAGCGGUUCCUCCCACCUGCUGGACCGGGACCACGCGACCCCUUUUGGGGGGCUGGUCGACGCGCACAUGAGCGCAUCGGGACCCUCGCUGGAUUUGGACAGCGUGGAUCACGACGCGAGCGGCGGCAGGCUGAGCCGGGCCCACAGUGCCUUCUGCCCCGCCUCCCUCUCGUCCUUCGCUGGCGAAACGGUGUCUCUGCUGGACGUGGACCUCUCCCGGCGAGGUACCGCCAACACGCCUCAUCCGCCCACGCCGCCGCCUCCGCCGCGGCGAAGUCUCAGCCUUUUAGACGCUUUCCUGCGGGCGCUUCCUCACGUCAACCCGGCGCAGGCCGACCCGCCGCCCGCAUCCAGGCAGGCGCCGCCGCCCGUCCUCUGCGCUCUCCGCAGGUCCGAAGCCGGCAACUUCACCGCCAGCCUGCGGGAGCUGGAGAAGUGCGGCUGGUACUGGGGUCCGAUGAACUGGGAGGACGCGGAGAUGAAGCUGAAGGGCAAACCCGACGGAUCCUUCCUGGUCCGAGACAGCUCCGACCCGAGAUACAUCCUAAGCCUCAGCUUCCGCUCGCAGGGCGUCACGCACCACACUCGCAUGGAGCACUACCGCGGCACGUUCAGCUUGUGGUGUCACCCCAAGUUUGAGGACCGCUGCCACUCGGUGGUGGAGUUCAUCGAGCGCGCCAUCAUGCACUCCAAAAAUGGGAAGUUCCUCUACUUCCUGCGAUCCAGAGUCCCAGGCCUUCCACCGACGCCGGUGCAGCUUUUGUAUCCCGUGUCUCGCUUCAGCAACGUCAAGUCCCUGCAGCACCUCUGCAGAUUCUGCAUACGCCAAAUCGUGCGCAUCGAUCACAUCCAACAACUUCCACUGCCCAGGUCGCUGCUGUCCUACCUAAGUAAGUUUUAUUACUACGACCCCGAGGAGGAGAUGUACCCGUCCGUCAGAAGCAUCCGGGCGGCGCUCCGGGCGCACACGUAGCACAAACGACGACGCCGACGAUGAACGACAGCAACACGGCGCCAGCGUGGAGACCCGAGCCAGCGCAACGAGCGUCGCGGCUUCUCUCCGUUCUCGUUCUUCUCACCUCGGACGGCGUCUGGGGAGACGUUUUUUGCCGGCCGGCGUCCUUCUUCCCCGGAAGUUCCGCUUGCGGACCCAAACGGCAGACGGACACGCCCAAAGUGCUUUUUUUGCUUUGUUUGGAGCACUCCUCCCUUUUCUCUCCGGCCUUCUCUUUCUCUCUUUCUGUCCAGUGAGACGACGGUGGCUUCGGGAUGCUCUCGGGGCAGACACACACGCGCGCGCACACACGCAUUUUGGGUUCAUGCCGUGUUUGUGAAUCAAAGACUUUGGUGCGUGAACACAAAUGUCAACAACACCAGCAACAACAACAAAAAAAAAAUGGUCCGAUUUUGGAAUGACUUCGUUCAUUUGGAAGAGACACGCAACGCAGCACAACGCGUUGCAGCCGCAUUCUGGGAUGUGAUGGUUACCAGCGACGGAUUCUCCAAAUAGGAAAAGGGGACUCGAGCUUUCACCGAGGAGAUCAUGCGAGUGGAAAUAAGCGUUUUCAUGCUCAUCAGUACGAAAAUCAGACUAACAACAUGGACGGGGCUCACUGCUAAGGUUGUUUUGCAGAUUUUGACCUCUGCCUGAUGUCAUUGUUGGAUUCCCGUCGUGCCACGUGCGUGUGCUAGCUAGUCUGCCCCGACUCAUCCAAAUGUAUGAAGAUGUGUUGAUGGAUGCUCAUUGUGUUUCUCACAAGAUGGACGCUCUUUUUGUAAAUCAGCAUAAAAGCAAAAAUCAAAAAAGGCAAA